Molecule: messenger RNA, 1351 nt
Organism: Oryza sativa Japonica Group (Japanese rice)
Lineage: Eukaryota; Viridiplantae; Streptophyta; Magnoliopsida; Poales; Poaceae
Source: RefSeq, a predicted model, not a curated record
UCACUGAUUACACCCAACAACAACACAAUCCAACCAUCAACCAUACUACACCAGAACACAACAAUGGCGUCCCAACGCCGGCGAUCAUCCGCCGCCACCAUCGCCGUCUUCUUCUUCCUCCUCUCCUUGUUAGCGGUGUUCUUCCAGCCGGCCGCCGCCUACUACCACCCUCAGGGGAAGAGGCAGACCGUCGCCGUCUUCUGGGGACGCAACAAGGCCGAGGGCUCGCUCCGGCAAACCUGCGACACCGGCGACUACAACAUCGUCAUCAUCUCCUUCCUCAGCGUCUUCGGCCAUGGCAAGUACUGGCUCGACCUCUCCGGCCACGACCUCCGAGACGUCGGCGCCGACAUCCGCCACUGCCAGUCCAAGGGCGUCUACAUGCUCCUCUCCAUCGGCGGCGACGGCGACGGCUACUCCCUCCCUUCCUCCAAGUCCGCCGCCGACGUCGCCUACAACCUCUACCACUCCUUCCUCGGCCGCCCACGCGCCGGCAUCUUCCGCCCCUUCGGCGACGACACCAUCGUCAACGGCGUCAACUUCUUCAUCGACCACGGCCCCGGCGACCACUACGACGACCUCGCCAACCGCAUCAACGACUACAACCAGAACAUCCACGACCCCAUCGGCAUCAUGCUGACGGCGACGGUGAGGUGCUCGUACCCUGACCCGAGGAUGAAGAAGGCGCUGGACACCAAGCUGUUCACGCAGAUCCACGUGAGGUUCUACGACGACCCGAGGUGCUCGUACAACCACGCGGGGCUCGCCGGCGUCAUGGCGCAGUGGAACAGGUGGUCGGCGAGGUACCCAAACAGCCGGAUCUUCCUGGGGCUCGCGGCGGCGAACGUGACGGGGAAGAACGACAUGGUCGGCGUCGGGGAGCUCAGCCGGAAGCUGCUGCCGGCGGUGCAGAAGACGGAGAGCUACGCGGGAGUGACGCUCUGGAACAGCUACUACGACUCCAAGACUCACUACGGAAGAUAUGUCAAGCACUGGGCUUAAUUUAAUCAAUUAAUUUAAGCUCAGAUCAACCAGCUAUAAUAAUCUACUACAGUGCAUGCAGCUCAAUCACUAUCGCAGUAAUCACGGUGUCAUGGGUUUAAUGUAGUAAACUACCCCCACUUAAUUACAUGUUGUUUGUUGUUUUUUGAUCUUGGUCUCGAGAGCAAGUGUUUUUUUUAUUUGCACAACUCUAGUGUGUCAUAUAUGCAUGUGUGAUCGAUGUAUCUGUACUUUUCUUUUUCCCUUUUUUCCUUUUUGCAACUGUGUAUGUAUUGAUGUAUAAUGAAGUUGUACAUGAUGUUUAAUGAAUACGGAUUUGCUAAAUGUUAUUAGACCGAAAUUUAGGAAU